Molecule: messenger RNA, 630 nt
Organism: Caenorhabditis remanei
Lineage: Eukaryota; Metazoa; Nematoda; Chromadorea; Rhabditida; Rhabditidae
Exons: 4
Coding region: 1-630 (209 amino acids)
Source: RefSeq, a predicted model, not a curated record
AUGUAUGGAAAGCAUAUCGAACUAAAAUUUGUUCACCGUCACGCAAGGGACUUUGUCUUCUCCACUGACUCUGUAGAUAUUUCUCCUCAAGUCUUUGGACAGGCCGGGAAAAAUCGAAUGACACCGCUAGAGGCAAUUGCAAAAGAAUUCCUCAAAAUCUUGAAACUCGGCCAGCUGCAGAAGGUCAUAAUGUGGUUCCUGUGGAAAGAUGCACCAAGAUCUACUGCAUCGAGUGCGCCAAAAAAAACACCCAACUCAUUUGUGCAAGCGAUGGAUCUUCCUGAAAAGUUUAUGCUAUCUCAUACUUUUCGUAAUGUACAGCAUUCAAACAGAAACACAUUUUGUGGACCAAGAGAAACGAUCAACGGAAUAGAAUGUUGCCUCAUCUGUCACAAAACAAAUGAAUCAGAGUGGCAGUGUUGUUUGGGAAGUUCGAACUAUCCACCUUCGCCGCUUCACUGGAAAGUCGAGUACAAAAUCAAAACAGAGAAUGGUCUUGAGACAGUUGGUACGACAGAUGGAACAAUUCAAGACAGUGCCAAGAUCACGUUCCAAGACGAUCCGAAGUAUUACGUUAAUGGAAACAUGACAUUAGAGUGUCAUGUGGAAUUCUAUGAGAAAUGUGAAUAA